CAGGUGAGCAGGUGCGCUUUUUUCAGAGAGGUAACUAGGAUAUUCCCAUCACAAGAUCCGCACAGGAGCACUGGGCACCCCGCCGUGACAACACAGGCCAGCGUUCAGGGCAGAAUGGCCAACUUCAAGGGACAUGCACUACCUGGUACAUUCUUCCUGCUGUUUGGCCUGUGGUGGUCGAUCAAGUACCCUUUCCGACAGAUGAGGAGGAAACGAGAGAGGCAACAUGGAGACAGAGAGAGACAAAUGCACACUGUACUCUUAAACCGCAUGGAGUUAAUUGAAGGAGCUCUAAAGAUCUUUUUUGCAUUUGUUGGGAUCAUGGCAGAGCAGUUUGUGCCUGAUGGUCCUCAUGCACAUCUGUAUCAGGGUGGCUGGGUGAAGCUGAUGAAUUGGCAACACAGCACCAUGUACUUGUUCUUCGGUAUCUCUGGCAUCGCAGACGUUCUCAGCGUGACCUCUCGCCAUGUGCCAGUUGGUCUUGACCGUCUCUCCCUUUCCAUGGCUCUCUUUGUGGAAGGUUUCCUUUUCUAUUUCCAUGUCCACAAUCGUCCUCUUCUGGACCAGCACAUUCACUCUCUGCUUCUGGUUGCGGUGUUUGGUGGAUCCGCCACUACAAUGUUGGAGGUGUUUAAGCGAGAUAACACCGUGCUGGAACUUUUCAGGUGCAGUUUGGCCAUCCUACAAGGGACAUGGUUUUAUCAGAUUGGGUUUGUGCUGUAUCCUCUAAGUGGAUCACCUUGGGAUCCGGAAAAGCACGACAACAUCAUGUUCAUCACCAUGUGCUUCUGCUGGCAUUACGCUGUGGCUCUAUUGAUUGUAGGCAUCUGCUACUGUGGAGUUUUUUGGUCUUCAAAAUGGUGUGAUGGAAGGCAGAUAGGCGACAUGGAGAUGGGGCUCAGAAAGUGUCCUGCCUCAGACUCUAGCUCCCAAAAAGCUUUGCUCCAGGAAUCAGAUGAAGAGUAGUUGGAGCUUGUGAUGACUACCAAGAUUGAAUGCACUGAAUUCUACAUUUCUUUGCCUUUUUCUCUGCUUGCAAGCUGUCUUCCAAUAGGAUUUUAUGAAUUUAUGUUUGCAUAAUUUAUCUGCAAAUGAUUCAAAAGAUUUUCAUGUGCUCAUGCCAAAAAUAUCUCAUUAAAAAGGGACAUGUAAAAAGUGUGGUUAUCACAGGUGUCAGAAGCACUUGGCAGGAUUUGACAAACCACAGAGGAAAAACAGAUCAUGGUAUUCUUUUAGAAUAUCAAAUGCAUGUAUGAAUGACAUUCACUUCUAAAUAUGUAUAAUAGAUGUAUGCGCAUUAAAAUGUAUUAUAAUGAAAUUCAAAUGUGGAAUAUACAAGCAUAUAAUUGUUUCACUUGUCGACACUGCAUGGUCAGCUUGAUUCAUGUUUGCCACAUCAUGGAAAUGAAGCGGUAAAAAGCAGGCAAAUUAUUUGUUUUACAUAUACACAAUUCAAGUUAGAGAUUCAUCCCUAGACUGCAGUAGACAACGGUGUCUGGUGUGAAGGUGUGGAAUGAAGGUACCAUCUGUUUAGGUUUGAUAUUUUAGCACAAUCAUUUAUUUAUUUAUUACAAUACAAACAGUGGCUACUGAAUAUCAACAGUACUUGUUAAAUUACAUUUCAUUCGGAGAACUUAAGAUAUAAAAAGCACAAAUAAACAAAGUUGCCUCUG
Messenger RNA from Pimephales promelas (fathead minnow), 1673 nucleotides. RefSeq names its product transmembrane protein 45B (gene tmem45b). Lineage: Eukaryota; Metazoa; Chordata; Actinopteri; Cypriniformes; Leuciscidae. The record is from RefSeq and is a predicted model, not a curated record.